AUGACCGAGGCAGCAGAUCAGAUUCGCUCGGAGUCCCGCAGCGACGAGAGCAUCUCCACGGCCCUCGAGGUCAUCGACAGGUGCUGCGACGACCCUGACUGCGCCCGCAACGCUGAGAAGCUGGAUGUGUUGCAGCCACUGCUGGACUUGCUGACGACCCAUGGGGGAUCUGUGAGAACCAGGACUCUGGAAAUCCUCGCGCUGCUCUUCUCAAACAAUCCCAAUAUCCAGGAAGCGGGCAUGAAGCGCGGCGCGGCGAAGCUGUGCAUAGGGCUCACGCAGGAGAGCCCCGUGGGUUCCGAGGAGCGGUCCAAGGCCUUCCGCGCCUUGGUGGCCUUGGUGCGGAACGUGCAGGAGUUUGAGAAGUUCCUGCUGGCAGAAGAGCCCGGCCGCGCGCUGCUUGUCCAAUGCUUGAGCCCCGAGGAGCUGCCAGGCACACGGGAGAAGGCUGCCUCCUUCGUGCGCUCCUUGGCGGAGAAUGGCUCCAUGGCACCAGAGCACGUGAAGCCGUUGGCGACAGCUUUGGCCGCGCUCUUCCCAAAGCUUCAGGAGGCGGGCAUCCAGUACAAGGAGACUGUGAGCUCCUGCGCUUUGCAGCUCAGCACUUUCAAGGCGGAGUGCCCGCCAGAGCUGCUCAGUGCGGUGGAGGCUCGCCUGAAGGAGCUCGACGAAAAAGAUCCCGAGGUGGAGAACGAGGUGUCCUGCCUGAAGCAGUGCGCGGAAGCCCUCGCGUAG
Effrenium voratum is the source of this 735-nucleotide messenger RNA. Lineage: Eukaryota; Dinophyceae; Suessiales; Symbiodiniaceae. The record is from the annotation of a GenBank genome assembly.